Messenger RNA from Penaeus monodon (black tiger shrimp), 534 nucleotides. RefSeq lists its product as uncharacterized. The record is from RefSeq and is a predicted model, not a curated record. Lineage: Eukaryota; Metazoa; Arthropoda; Malacostraca; Decapoda; Penaeidae. The coding region runs from base 1 to 534 and encodes 177 amino acids. The transcript has 3 exons.
AUGAGCAAAUUAAAGGACUUGCGAUGGGCUCGUGACCACUACCGGAACAUCGUGGGGAAUAAUGUAGUCUGGCUUCGCUAUGCAGAUGACAUCCUUACUGUAGUACCGAUCAGGACAAAUCUUCAAGACCUCCUCCACAGACUAAAUGCACGCUUAGAAUCUGCAGCCCGGAAUUCCUGGAGGAAGAAAUGCAACAUGUCAUUAACGCCUCCGUUACCCUCGCGCCUUGCUCAGCAACCUCCGACGCAAGGCGGAAAAGAUCAAGAGGAAAUUAUCAUCCCACACCUGGAGGCCCUAUGGAAAAUCAUGGACACAGUAAAAAUGCAAACAAUGACAUGUGGAGCAGAUACGUGGUCACCCACAAAACAUCAAAAGGAAAAGUUGGCUGUGACACAGAUUAACAUGGAAAGAUCAAUGCUUAACAGAACAAGAAAAGGUAAAAUACGGAAUGAAGUGAUUAGAGCAAAAGUGAAAGACAUUGUAAGUAGAGUUGAAAAUGCAAACGGCCAAUGGGCAGACAUGUUGCAAGAAUGA